This is a messenger RNA of Ustilaginoidea virens, 1872 nucleotides long. RefSeq lists its product as uncharacterized. The transcript has 2 exons. The record is from RefSeq and is a predicted model, not a curated record. Gene Ontology annotation, molecular function: glycerophospholipase activity. Gene Ontology annotation, biological process: macroautophagy; piecemeal microautophagy of the nucleus; multivesicular body membrane disassembly. The coding region runs from base 1 to 1872 and encodes 623 amino acids. Lineage: Eukaryota; Fungi; Ascomycota; Sordariomycetes; Hypocreales; Clavicipitaceae.
AUGGGGUUCGCUCUGAAACCUCCCGCCUCCGCCAGCAGGGCCACCUCGGCCUCGCUUCUAUCCUCUAUUGCUGUUGCCGCUCUGGCGUACGCGGCUCGGGCUGCAGCUGCGCAUCAUCAAGGAGCCGCGGUAGGACAAGACGUCCUACUUCCCCCCACAAUCAUCAUUCCGCCGGUCCCGGAACCGCCGCAACCGGCAGACCACACCUUUACUCUCCGCCAUAUUUAUCAUCACGGCACCGACCGGCAUCCCCGACUACACCGACGCCUCGACAUUGAGCAGCCUUCGUCCUCGCGUGUCUUUCUCGCUGCCGAGGAGGGCCACGGUGAACAUGAGCUGCCGCAUCUCAAAGCCAGAAGCCGCGCGACAAAGAUUCAGCGCCUCGUCGAUCGCCGUCCCAGCACGGUAGAUCCUCUCGUUGCUCGUGCUCGUCAGCAAGGCCUCGUCGCCGUUCUCGAUGCGUCGGCUUGGGCCAUCCAGGACGUCCCCUCGCCGGAAAUCACCGACAAGGGGACAGUUCUCAGCUUGGCCUACAUGUCGGCCGACGCCUACGUCGAAUUGGGCUCGAGUCCCGACUGGCUCGAGGUCGGCGAUCCCUUUGAUCCAAGCGCCGACUUCGGCUGGCAGAGCGAUGGAUUGCGGGGCCACAUCUGGGCUGACGACGAUAAUUCCACCGUAGUCAUCGGGCUCAAGGGGACGUCCCCGGCUGUCUUUGACGGCGACGGCACAACAACAAACGACAAGGUUAACGAUAAUUUGUUCUUUAGCUGUUGCUGCGCCCAGCAAGGGCAGUGGACUUGGCAUCAGGUUUGCGACUGUGCCACAGGGACGUACUCGUGCAACAACACCUGCGUCACCGAAGCGUUGAGGGAGGAGAAUCGAUAUUACGGUGCUGCCCGAGAGCUGUACUCAAACGUGACCGAACGGUAUCCCGACUCCACCAUCUGGGUGGUCGGGCACUCGCUGGGUGGCGCUGUCAGCUCCUUGCUGGGCCUUACGUACGGCCUGCCAGUGGUGACCUUUGAGGCUGUUCCGGAAGCUCUUGCCGCCACCCGCCUGGGUCUACCCAUCCCUCCCGGGUCUGAUGCCCAGGCCCCUCAGACGAGAGAGAACACUGGCGCUUUCCACUUUGGCCACACGGCUGACCCCAUCUACAUCGGUUCCUGCAACGGCGCCACCGCGUCUUGUUCCUUUGCCGGCUAUGCUCUAGAGACGUCGUGCCACACGGGCCGCGAAUGUGUCUACGAUGUCGUUGCUGACAAGGGCUGGCGUGUGGGAAUCGGGACGCACAAAAUCCGGGCCGUCAUAGCCGACGUCAUACUCAAAUAUGACCAGGUGCCCGAGUGUAUGGCGACGCCGGAAUGCCGCGACUGCGCGCUAUGGAAGAUGUACGAGAGCAACGGCACGGACACGACAACGACGUCAGCAUCGUCAACAUCGACUCGUACACGAACACGCACCACGACCUGCGAAACCCCAGGCUGGUGGGGCUGCCUCGACCCGACGACGACGACGACGACGACGACGACAGCUGUUUCCGCCACCUCUACCGACUCUCUCCCCACCACCACUUCCACGUCGGUUUCCACGACUUGUCACACACCGGGCUGGUUUGGGUGCAAAGACAAGACGACCACGGCCGCUGAAUCAACAUCAACUACGAGCUGGAGCAGCCUGCCGACGGCAACCACCACCUCCAGCAAGCGUCGGACGGCCUACGCUCACAAGCACCCCUACUUCGACGGCUUCGACGGCUUCGACGGCUUCGACGGCUUCGACGGCGCCGACGGCGCCUCCCACGACGGUUCCGUCGAGGGGCAAAUGUCUGCAACGCAACUGGAUCGGGCUGUGCAAAGGGUGGGAAGGCGAUGA